Messenger RNA from Impatiens glandulifera, 759 nucleotides. RefSeq names its product transcription factor WER-like. Bases 1 to 759 code for a protein of 252 amino acids. The transcript has 3 exons. NCBI's taxonomy places the organism in Eukaryota, Viridiplantae, Streptophyta, Magnoliopsida, Ericales, Balsaminaceae. The record is from RefSeq and is a predicted model, not a curated record.
AUGGCGGAUGAGAGCGGAUACAAGAAAGGAUUGUGGAUGGAGGAAGAAGAUGAACUUCUCAAACAAUACGUUGCAAAAUAUGGGAAAGGAAAGUGGAAUCGCAUAGCAAAAACUACAGAUCUAAAAAGAUGCGGAAAAAGCUGUAGACUUAGGUGGCUGAAUUAUCUCAAUCCAAAUGUAAAACGAGAGGCUUUUGAAGAUGACGAAGAUGACCUCAUAAUUCGCCUACACAAACUACUUGGGAAUAGAUGGUCUUUAAUAGCGGGAAGAAUACCUGGUCGCACCGACAAUCAAAUUAAAAAUCGUUGGAACACUUUCCUAAGUAAGAAGGUUGGAACGAUAAAUAAAUAUAGAAAAAGAGUUAAGACCUCUCGUCAAACAAUAAAUGAUAUCUCCACCAAGGAUGAAAGAGGUGACCAUUAUGUACCUUUGAAGGAUAAUCAUCCUAACCAACCAUUGUCUCUUGAAACCGUUCAAAUCAUCGAACCAAAUGAGCCGAACAAUAUUAAUGAUGAUAGACAAAACCUCAACAAUGGUCUUUUAUUUCUAGAAGCAGAUCUCGGGUUGAACGGUAAUAAUUAUUCCGAGAACACGUCGUGGUUUCUCACCGAUGAUGAAUUUGAUUUCAUCAAAACUAGCUUCAUGGGACUCUUGGACGACCAAUUACCUCUUAACAUGUCUAUUGGGGACACUUUCGAUGAGAUAGUUGGACAUGGAAAUGAAAGUGUUGCACCUACCGACAUGAUUCAUUCCAAGUAA